Messenger RNA from Protopterus annectens (West African lungfish), 2073 nucleotides. RefSeq names its product procathepsin L-like. Gene Ontology annotation, cellular component: lysosome. Gene Ontology annotation, biological process: immune response. Gene Ontology annotation, molecular function: cysteine-type endopeptidase activity. Lineage: Eukaryota; Metazoa; Chordata; Ceratodontiformes; Protopteridae. Bases 289 to 1317 code for a protein of 342 amino acids. The transcript is spliced from 8 exons. The record is from RefSeq and is a predicted model, not a curated record.
UAUGUGUGCAAUAAUCCUUUUUUAUAGUAAAUGAGAUAUACAUCUGACAAACUGUUAGUGGAACAGCACGACAGAAAAAGGAACUUGCUGCUCUGUGCUUUAGCAACUUCCCCAGUAUGAGCAGUGCAGUAACAAAGCAAGACGAUAGAGCUAUUUAGAUGGUUUGCUGAUAACACGUCUUCAUUUAGCCAUCUUGAACGGAAGAAGUUGAAGUUGUAUAGGAGACUGCCACACAAGUCAGAAUUAAUAGUACUUUGCUGACUGUCGGGAUCAUAGAGAUUGUAACACAUGGCUUCGCAGUAUCUUAUUCUGUUCUUUUUCAUCCUUGAGACUCUGUCAGCAUCCUUUUCUUUUCGGCGAAACCCUGCUUUGGAUGAAAGCUGGAAAGGCUGGAAGUUGUUUCACGGAAGGUUGUACCAAGAAAAUGAAGAAAUAUAUCGGAGGAUGGUAUGGGAGAAGAAUUACCAGAUAAUAGAGCUCCAUAACCAAGAACAUGCUGAAGGGAAGCACACAUAUCGUUUGCGAAUGAACCAUUUUGGUGAUCUAACCAAUGCAGAGUUCAAUAAGCUUAUGAACAGAUUUCGUCCACUGGAAUCAAAGCUGCUAGAUGAUUCUAUACAUGUAUUCAAAGCUUCACCUUCUUUUAAAAGUCCGGAAGAGGUAGACUGGAGACCAAAGGGUUAUGUCACACCUGUGAAAUUCCAGGGCCACUGUGGGUCCUGUUGGUCUUUCAGUGCUACAGGAGCCUUAGAGGGACAACUUUUCAAGAAGACGGGACGUCUGGUUUCACUGAGUGAACAGAAUCUGAUCGACUGCUCCAGACAGCUGGGAAACAAUGGCUGUAGUGGAGGAUAUAUUGUGAGGGGAUUCCAGUAUGUGAAGGCCAAUGGCGGUAUUGAUACAGAGAGCUACUACCCUUAUGCUGAGAGGGAUGAUUUACCUUGCAAGUACAAUGACCAGUACAAAGCUGCUAACUGUACCACAGUCAGCAUGGUGGACCGUGGGAGUGAGAAGGCACUGGAGCAGGCCGUAGCUACUGUUGGACCAGUCUCUGUUGCUGUUGAUGCCAAACUAUCCAGCUUUCAAUUUUACCACUCAGGAAUUUAUUCGGACAUAUUUUGUAGUGGCCUAGUAAACCAUGCCGUGCUUGCUGUGGGUUAUGGAACACUGAAUAAUACAGAUGGUACAAAAACAAACUAUUGGAUCAUUAAAAACAGCUGGGGAGAGCACUGGGGUGAGAAUGGAUAUAUCCGCUUGGUCAAAGACAAGGACAGCCACUGUGGUGUGGCAAAUCAAGCCAGCUUUCCCAGUAUGUAGAUGGCUAUGCUGUGCUGGAAAAUAAUGGCUGCUUCUUUUCUCUAUUUACAUUGCAAAUGUUCAUGCCACUGGUGCUUUGUUUAUUCUAUACAGAUGUUUUAGGAAGAGCAUAAGGCUACUAGAAAAACUACUAUGGACUGUGAACUGAAUGAAGACAGAAUGUAAAAAUGUUGUACCUGUAUUGGUGUGUCACACAAAAAUCAGAGAUUUACAACGUCUUAACAGAUUCUGCCUUCUACAACUCCAGCAUUGAUCCUAAUUUUCUUCAUAUCAUGGUAUACUCUAGUCAGCAUGGAUUAACAGCCUGUUAGAUUUAAUAAGUAUCUCACACCUCCCAAGAUUAACAGACUUUUUUACCUGUUCCCACGUUUCAUUUGCAGUACAGAAUUUUCAAUACCCAUUGCAGACUUCUUGCCAUGUUUACAAAUUUAGCCAUUCCGGAUUUCUUUACUCCAACUGUCUCCAGAAGGUACUUUUUCUUAACUUGUUUAGUGUGGCUUCUUAACUCUUUGCAGUAUGGAAAUUUUAAUAACCAUUGCAGACUUCUGACAUUUUUAAAAACUCCCUCAUUCUGGAUUUCCUUACUCUGUAGCUGUCUCCAGAGGGUACUUUUUCUUAAUAUGUUUAGUGAUAGAAUAGUUUAGGGCUGUUGUUAUUUUAGCAUGUACUCUGCUGGCUAAUGUUUUAUUUCCUCAUAUAAUGUCAGUGUUGUUAUAUUAAUUGCACCAUUUUAAGAUUAAACUUUGUUUUAAGCUA